AGGUCAUUGAGAAGGGGUCUGCAGUGCAUUGCGUCUCUGCUUACGAAGGUGAUGUGCUGAUACUUGGAAGUGAUGGGGUAUUUGACAAUCUGUUCCUGGAUGAGAUAGUGGAGAUUUGCAACGAGAUCCUUCCAGCUCCGACGGCAAACCAUUUCUCUCCCAUGCCUGCGCAGUACUUGAUGAAGGCUGCGCAGCGCAUCGUCAAGGAGUCGCACGCAAAGUCGGAUUGUGUGAACGGGCAGUUUUUAGACACACCUAUUGGCAAAGGUGGAAAGGUCGAUGACACAUCUGUGGUUGUUGGGGAGAUCAUAGAAUGGACAGAAGCGCACACUCAGAUUUGGUCAGAGGUGCGAAGAAAUCGAAGGUGGAAAGAUGUUAUUUCAUGUGGUGGCAUGCAGUGUGGGAUGGCUACAAGACAUAGUUGUUCCUGCGAGGGCGAUGAAGACGAAAAGAGCCGCUUUCGAGGUCGAAGUGAGGAUGCCAGCGAGGAGUCAUCUGAUGAAGAGGAAGGAAAUUGUUCCAUUGCCUGAGAGGCUGCCUUCAUGCAGUGCUGCAUGCAAGCUUGCAUGCUGAUUUGCGACAUCUUACAGCUUCUCAAAACAGUCAAAUAUCGCCAAAAUGCAUAAAAUGAGUGCAAGAGAAGGCAGCAAAGGUCUUGACGGAAGUCCUUUGUUGACCAGGAAUUGCCAGAGUUCUAGAGGAGGAGGAUCAGGUUUCAUGACAGCACACAUGAGAUUGACAGAACAAUUAAGAAUUCGCCACAACAUGCAGCUCAAUCAUCAGCAUCUUUUGGAA
This is a messenger RNA of Cladocopium goreaui, 795 nucleotides long. The record is from the annotation of a GenBank genome assembly. Lineage: Eukaryota; Dinophyceae; Suessiales; Symbiodiniaceae.